Helobdella robusta is the source of this 393-nucleotide messenger RNA. RefSeq lists its product as hypothetical. The record is from RefSeq and is a predicted model, not a curated record. Bases 1 to 393 code for a protein of 130 amino acids. The transcript is spliced from 2 exons. NCBI's taxonomy places the organism in Eukaryota, Metazoa, Annelida, Clitellata, Rhynchobdellida, Glossiphoniidae.
AUGGCUCCAGCAACAACUACAAUCUCUACCUACAUGUAUAGAAAUUUUAUAAAAGAACAAUUCAGUAAUUGUAGGCAAGUUGAAGUAAUUUAUGAAAAUCAAUUCGACUCUGCAAUCAUAGCCAAUGCAGAGAAAAAACUGAACGCUACAGUUUUUAAGCCUUUGGCUGAAUGCAUUCCAAAAGUUGUCAAAUGCGUGUACCUCUGUCGGCUAACUUCAGGUUGUAGCAAAGCUUUCAUAGGCUCGUCUGGCAACUGCCGGCUGCUCGCAACCCCGAACUCAAACAGUGAUAGUGUCACUAAUAAUCCAAAUUAUUAUUUCCAGCGUUUGGUUUCUAUAGCAUUCGAACGAGGCCACCACGUGUUACAGCAGACAAGACAUCUAACUGUCUAA